This is a messenger RNA of Rhincodon typus (whale shark), 1831 nucleotides long. RefSeq names its product sterile alpha motif domain containing 4A (gene samd4a). The transcript has 6 exons. Gene Ontology annotation, molecular function: translation repressor activity; mRNA binding. The coding region runs from base 659 to 1831 and encodes 390 amino acids. Gene Ontology annotation, cellular component: P-body. NCBI's taxonomy places the organism in Eukaryota, Metazoa, Chordata, Chondrichthyes, Orectolobiformes, Rhincodontidae. Gene Ontology annotation, biological process: nuclear-transcribed mRNA poly(A) tail shortening. The record is from RefSeq and is a predicted model, not a curated record.
UUAAUAAUCUUCACACAUGCUGCGCCUUUCAUGUUAUUUUUAGCCGGUUUCAGGAUUCGCUUUCUGUUUUGAUGAUAACAAAUGUUUAUUGGGGGCGGGUGAGAUUAAUGUUUGGGAUUGAAAAUUUUUUUUUUGAGAAGAGAAAUAACCGAUGCUUUACGUAUUCGCCUUUUAAAACCCUGCCAAUACCACAGGCCGAUGGAGCUAACUUUUCUAUAGUUUUUUUUUGCUAUAUAUUUUUUAACAUCCCAAUUUUAAGGUUGGCCUGUUUUUUGUGGAGGAUAUUGUUCCAGUUCUCUGAGGUAGACAGAUGCCUGUGGAGUUACUUUCUGACCACGUAUGGGAAUGCGGGCGUUGAGGAUUAAUAUUGAUAUCGUGGCGAGAGAAGAUCUAAAAUUCCAGCUCUGUUAAUUCUGACAGGUGAUAUACUUGUUGUGCCUAUUACAUUUUUGGCCCACUGUUGAUUGCCUUGGAGGAAGAGGGAGCGUGUCAACAGUGACGUUAUUCUACAGAAAAGGAAAGAAAAAAUCGCAACUCGAUCCACACAAAAUGUGACAACCCCUCCUCUACAUGCAUGUGAGCUUGAUUUUUUUUGGGUGCCUUGCAUCGAAGAAUCCCACGAUAUAAACUCGCCCAGUGCUGAGGCUGUUCCUUAAUCAUGAUGUUUCGAGAUCAAGUCGGCGUUCUUGCAGGAUGGUUUAAAGGGUGGAAUGAAUGUGAACAAACUGUAGCUUUGUUGUCUCUAUUGAAACGAGUGAGCCGGACACAGGCUCGUUUCCUUCAGAUUUGUCUAGAGCAUUCUUUGUCCGAUUGCACCGAGCUUCAUAUUCUCGAGGGAGAGGCAAAUGAUCCCGCAUUCAUUAACCAAUGGCAUCAAGAAUCCAAGGACAAAGUAAUGAUGCUUUUACUGACCCAUCUCCCAUUGUUGAAGCCAGGAAAUAUUGAUGCAAAAAUGGAAUACAUGAAGCUUUUACCUAAAAUCCUGGCACAUUCAAUUGAGAACAAUCAGCACAUAGAGGAAAGCAGACAACUCUUAUCCUAUGCUUUGAUCCAUCCAGCCACCUCAUUGGAGGACAGAAAUGCACUAGCCAUGUGGCUCAACCAUUUAGAGGACCGCACCUCUAACUAUGGAAACCAGACCAGAGGACGUCCAGAUUCAAUGGAUUUUGGGCAAACUCUUUAUUAUCACCAAAGACAGAACUCUGAUGACAAGCUCAAUGGUUGGCAGAGUCUACGUGAUUCUGGGAUCUGUGUGUCUGCUUCUAACUGGCCUGAUAAGAACCAGGCUUGUGAGAAUGGACACUUACCACUUUAUUCUUCUACAUCUGUACCUACAACAAUUAACACUAUUGGAACUAGCACAACCACAAUUCUCUCAGGCCAGACGCAACACAGCCCUCUGAAGCGUUCAGUAUCUCUUACCCCACCAAUCAAUGUGCCAAAUCAGCCUCUAGGUCAUGGAUGGAUGUCCCAUGAAGACCUGCGAGCAAGGGGACCUCAGUGUAUCCCAUCAGACCAUGCUCCCCUCUCCCCACAGAGUAGUGUUGCUUCCUCGGGUAGUGGUGGGAGUGAGCAUCUUGAAGAUCAAGCAGUAACACGUAAUACAUUCCAAGAAGAGGGCAGUGGCAUGAAAGAUGUUCCAGCUUGGCUUAAAAGUUUGCGUCUGCAUAAGUAUGCAGCUCUAUUCUCUCAACUAACAUAUGAAGAAAUGAUGGCACUUACAGAAGUACAAUUAGAGGCACAGACAAUCAAAACGCUCAAACAGCAACAAGAAAAAAAUGACCAUGGUGAUUUUUUUAGUUCGGUGAAUAAUAUCGACCAGGACAUCUGA